This is a messenger RNA of Orbicella faveolata, 1287 nucleotides long. RefSeq lists its product as uncharacterized. NCBI's taxonomy places the organism in Eukaryota, Metazoa, Cnidaria, Anthozoa, Scleractinia, Merulinidae. The record is from RefSeq and is a predicted model, not a curated record.
UUUUGUCUUGGUUUUAGCUACUGGGAGGUGCUCUCAUUUCUGCUGGUAUAUCAUGGCAUUCGAUUAAGUUUAAGGCACCUUAAAAGGAUCUUCAGAAGUCGUGGACUACGCAGGAGAAAUAUCCAUUCAAGUAUCGAGAGAGUCGUGGAUGCAGUAGAGUAAGAAUUACAGUGGAGUGGGAGUACUAUUGGAUAUCGGCAAAUGCACCAGAGAUUGUUAAGAGAUCAUGGACUUGUGAUAGAUCGAGAAACUGUUAGGCGUGCCAUUAAACGGCUGGACCCAGAGGGUGUUGAGAUGCGAACGAAGAGACGGUUUAGGAGGAGAUAUGCAGCUCUUGGUCCUAACUUCAUAUGGCAUCUCGACGGUUACGAUAAAUUAAAACCGUACUGGUUCUGCAUUCACGGUGCGAUAGACGGUUAUAGUCGACGCAUAUUGUGGCUUGAAGUUGGGCCUACAAAUAACGACCCGAUGAUUACUGCUCGAUACUUCAUUGACUAUGUUCAGCAGUUACGUGGACUCCCGCGAGUUGUCAGAGGCGAUUGCGGAACUGAAAACAUACAUAUUGCUGCAGUUCAGCGGUUUAUGAGAAGAAAUGGUGGAGAUAAUAUGGCUGGGGAAAAGAGCUUCCUGUAUGGAAAAUCUGUCGCAAACCAGAGAAUUGAAGCUUGGUGGAGUUUUUUAAGGAAAAGUAACACCGACUGUUGGAUACGAUUUUUUAAAGAUUUUUCGGACCUGGGUCAUUUUGAUAACCGCAAUAUUAUUCAUGUAGAAUGUUUAAGGUUUUGUUUUAUGGGCUUAAUUGAAGAGGAACUGUAUAAGGUUGCGCAGAACUGGAACUUGCACAAGAUACGGCCUUGUAAUGCGGAGACACCACUUGGAAGACCUGAUACACUGUUUUUUCCUCCAGGAGAAGCAGGAGCUACGGACUACAAGAAAGACGCGGACGAGAAUGAUCUGGAGGUAGCAGAGAAUUUAUGUGGUGAGCGGUGCCAUCCUCUUGGUUGUUCACUAGCAUUCGUAUCAUUAACAGAGCUCAUUAUGGAGGAUAACAACUUGCAUUUGCCACAAGACCCAAACGAAGCAGCGUCUCUGUAUUUAGACCUGCUCCAUCAUAUCAACAAUCUGUAAAUCACCAACCUCUCUUACUGAGCGAGAAAUGCGAAGUUAUUGGCAAGUGUGCACGACAUUUCAAGUUUCCUUAUGCGUUUUCGUUUUCUCGGUUCCUGAAGAAAAAUCCGUGUCGAUGUUAAAUGGUAGAAGAACUAGGCAAGUUCAUCACUAAGAACA